This is a messenger RNA of Meloidogyne enterolobii, 384 nucleotides long. The record is from the annotation of a GenBank genome assembly. Lineage: Eukaryota; Metazoa; Nematoda; Chromadorea; Rhabditida; Meloidogynidae.
AUGAAAACAGGGCUUUCAAAACUUUUUGAACUUCAGCCUGAUCCUUACGACAAUACACAAUCAAAGUUUUUACGUAUUUGUUUGUUUACAAAUGUUGAAAAUGCUUCUGAACUGAGAGAAUUUGUUAGAAAAGGCGAAAUUGAUGCAGCCCUAAUUCGUGCAGAAUUGCUUCUCGAACCCUUUGUGUUAUUAGCCGCAGCAAAUAGAGCAGUCCAUCAGGCAGCCCAUAAUCGAAUGAUUACACGCUCUCUGAGUGCAGAAUUAAUUUAUUCUUUGUCUCCAAAUCGAAAUAUUUCUGAUUCUUUAAAUAGUUUGGAUUUUUUUUUUAAAAAUUCAGAGGGUUUAAAUUUGGAAAAUUUUUUUUAUUUCCCAAGAAAAAAUUAA